AUGCAUGCACACCACGACUUUGGCCAGCAUAGCCACCAUGUUGCAGUAUCAGAGGGAUCAUUCGCAUCAUCCACAUCCGCUGCAUCCGAUAUCAAGGAUGACAUCAAUUUUCAUGAUUACAUCCAUGCCAAGCACGACGAUGAAAAGGAUGUCGACUAUACUCGGCAUACAUUGGACUCUUCAAUGCCAGACCAUCCCUCGGCAGAUGGAUCAAACAUCAUGAACGAUUUGCAGACAAACGCGGGAGUCCAUAGUAGGAACGGUGACGAUAGCACAGUCGGCAGUAACAAUGCUCAUCAAUCUUCACCAACCCCUCAAGGAACCGACACUCAUCUGAGCCAGUCCGAUAUGGGCCAUCUCUAUGGAUCUACAUCACACCAUUAUGCACCCUUUGACCAUGUGCCUCCACCAACGCAGGAUCUGUUCCGAACCCUUAUGGAGGAGCUCCAGGCACAGGCCGCUAUCCAACGGGACCAAUUCCUGGCAUCGUCGACAAAACACGAUUCGUCGUCAACGGAGACAGACUAUUCAUUCGGUGGACAUCAGACGAGGACGUUGCCUAAAUUUAUGAUGGAACCCCUUGACUUUCUGUCCGCCAACUAUGAAUCCUGCCUUGAGCCUGGAUCGGAUACGAAUACUGGAUCGGUCACAGCUAUGGUGAACCACUCAUUUCAACAAGCUUUUGAAGCCAUGAGUCAAAGCCAGGUUUCUUCAUCAUUGGCAGCUACAUCCUCGAUACCUCCGCAUUCAUGUCCCGCGCCUUCCAUCUCAGAAAUGCACAAAGGGAGUGUAAAUGCUGGUAUUUCCAACGAGUCCAACCCUAGGAAGCGGUCAAUAUCGGAUAACGACGACUCUCAUAUGUACAGUAACAAUGGCGGCACCACCACACCGCCACCCAACUCAUCCAACCACGAGCAUCAGUCGCCGCCUACCCAGGAUUUGUUCCGCAUGCUCAUGGAGGAGCUUGAAACUCAGGCGGCUAUCCAGCGCGACCAGUUCUUGGCGUCCACAAUGAGGUCUGACGGCCCUGAAGCCGGAAUGAACUCGACCGAAUUUUCGUUCAGCGGCAACAGCCAUAGUAGUCAGCAUCUUCAUCAAAGCCAACAUCACCACGCAAGGUUGCCGCGGUUUGUCAUGGAGCCGUUCGAUUUUCUCUCGCAGGACUACGGAGACAUGCAGGUAGAUGGCACAGCCAAUCAGUCAGUGGAGGCCACGCAUGAUGUUUUCAUGGGUCAGGCAUCGUCUUCUGGCUCUCAAGAUGUAACAGCGACAUCCGCCGAGUCAGCGACGGAGCAGCUAACAACACCACCUUUGUUGCCCUCGGGAGACGGGCAUUUGUCGCCACCAACGCAGAACUUGUUCCGCACAUUAAUGGAAGAGCUGGAGACACAAGCAGCAUUCCAACGUGAUCAAGUGCUGGCGAAGACAACAGGGACAGCGCCAAGAGUGGACCCGGACGAGUAUGUAUUUAAUGGUCAGCAUCUGAGACCAUUGCCGAGGUUCAUGUUUGAACCGAUGGAUUUUCUCUCCGCGGGUUACGAGUCAUGCCUUGAUGGUGGCAUGACAGGCCAACACUCACUCAUUGCCGGGGAUACGCUACGAUUAAUGACAAGUACCAGCUCAUCUACCUCUGAAAAAGUAUUACGUCCGAGUAGCUCAAGCAGUCGAGUUCCAAAAAGGCCACCACGUACCAGUAACUAUAAGACGAUCUUACCUCAUCGACCAAAGCUUCUCACAAUCUUGCCUAGCGAGAAUGCUACUGCAGAUCAUCCACAAUCUGCCAAUCCCGUCAAGAAGAGGAGGCUGGAUGGCGGCGGAGAUGUAAUAUCCACUAGAGCCCCGACUUCGCCAAUACCCAAUACUAUGACCUCUCCCCUUGGACCUGAGAGGCAGGAUAGCCAAGGGUCGCCCAUUUCAUCCACAGCCAUGUCGGGGGUAUCCAACACCAACUAUACUAAUACAACCAGCACCGCAAACAGUUUUGAUGGAACUUCAGAGGGCGCAGCCGCAUCGACAAAACGACCGUGGACACUCAAAGAAGAAGCAUUGCUGUUAAAACUGUUUUCGAAACGGACACCAAUCAAGGAGAUCGCCCAGACCUUGGACCGCACUGUCCACUCUGUUCGAUCUCGUCGCCAAAUUUUGACCGACCCUGGAUUUGUCAAGGGCAAAGGACAUGGAGUCUCAAGGCGCAGUAAGCAGGAUUCGGCUACGACGACAAAGCUACCGACGUAUGCACAAAUGGCGUUCCUGUCCUUGGCUUGGCUACCAGAUAUGGAGGGGACUUUGAAUGAUGUGGCGGCAAUGGUUGAAAAGCUGUUCAGUCGACAUUUGAACCGCAUUCCUCGCACAGGACACAAGAACCUGCAGAUCUGGAGGGCGCAAAUCUCAGACGCACUGGCACACGAGAAAGGUCAACCUCGUCCACGGUUUGAGAGCCUUGGCGUCAAGCAAGGGAGACAGUGGGUUUAUCGGUUGACCAGGUUUGGGAAGGGGAUGGUCAAGGCCAUGGAUGGAGUGGAAGCUAUUUGCCAGGACUUAUUGAAGAGCAAUGAAGCUGGUAUGGCGACAUCACAUGGUGGCGACCUAAACAGUGAUACUGGGGCUGCGAGGCGAGAUGGAGAUGAACAUCUGAGCUGUGGCUCUGGUGCGGAUGCUGGAAUUGGACAAGGACAAGGAUAUGGCUACAGCUAUCGACCUCCCGAUGUGAGACAAAAGACUGGAAGGAGGUCGAGAGCCUCACGUAAGGCUGCUGCAAAGGUCAAGGAGCAGGCGGACUCUGGUAACACGCCAGAGACACCAACAGAGCGAGCGGCGAAUGCGAUAGCAAACGCCAUGGAUGCCAUGGCAGGAGCUAUGACGAAAAUGAUGGCGCUUGAGGAUGAACGGGCGGCAGCUAGCGGCGUAUCUCCCAGGAGCACGUAG
Molecule: messenger RNA, 2925 nt
Organism: Gamsiella multidivaricata
Lineage: Eukaryota; Fungi; Mortierellomycota; Mortierellomycetes; Mortierellales; Mortierellaceae
Exons: 1
Coding region: 1-2925 (974 amino acids)
Source: RefSeq, a predicted model, not a curated record